Messenger RNA from Chironomus riparius, 1749 nucleotides. Lineage: Eukaryota; Metazoa; Arthropoda; Insecta; Diptera; Chironomidae. The record is from the annotation of a GenBank genome assembly.
AUGGAUCAUACUCAUCAACAUGGAAAGCCAGUUAGCAUCUUAAGAUUCUCAGGAUGUAAGGAAAUCAUCGUCGACAACCGUCAACUAGAAAAUAUCUUUAAUCAUCCAGAAAUUCAAGAUCGCAAAGUUGUAAUUUUGUCAUUAAUUGGAGCAUUUCGAGGUGGAAAGAGUUUCUUCUUGGACUAUUGCUUGCGGUUCCUCUACGCUCAUUUCCCGUCCAUCAACAACCCAAGCAAGCAGACUCAAACCUUCUUCAGAAAAGAUGACAACUGGAUCGGCAAGCCUGAUGAACCGCUCAAAGGUUUCUCAUGGCGCGCAGGAACAAAACGGGAAACUGUCGGUAUCAAUAUUUGGAGUGAUGUCUUCCUCCAUACACUAAAUGGUGAGAACAUUGCGAUCUUCGUCAUGGACACACAAGGACUCUUCGACAGAGAUUCUUCACCAACUGAUAAUUCGAGAAUAUUCGCUCUUGGAACUUUGAUCUCCUCCAUUCAAGUCUUAAACCUUAAUCAUCAGGUACAGGAGGAUCAACUUCAAUAUUUACAAUUUGCAACAGAAUUCGCUCAAUACACUUUAAAGAAUAAAGGUAAAAUGGAUGGAAAACCUUUUCAAAACUUAACAUUUCUUAUUCGUGACUGGCAAAACUGUCAUGAAUUCGAAUACGGACCGUAUGGUGGAAAAAGGUACUUUGAAGAUGAAGUUCUUAAAAUUAGACCUUCACAAGGAUCAGAAUUGCAAACAGUUCGUGAAUAUAUAAAAAAUUCAUUUGAUCAAAUUGGUUGUUGUUUAUUGCCAUACCCAGGUACUGAUGUUGCCACUUCUCCUCAAUUUGAUGGACGUUUGACACAAAUGGAUGAAAAAUUCAAAAUUGAGCUUAAAAAUGUCAUUGAGCAUCUUCUUAUGCCUGAUAAUUUGACAUUAAAGAAAUUAAAUUCACAAAAAUUGACAGUCAAGCAAGUCAAAGUUUACAUUGAACAAUAUUUAAAGAUAUUUCAGUCUGGUGAUGUUCCAAAGGCACUAACAGUUUUUCAGUCUAUGCUUGAAAGUAACAUGAACAGUUUGAUCAAGGACUGCAUCGAUAAAUAUAAAACAGGAAUUUUUUAUGAUAAAAAUUUGAAAAAUUUAGAAAGUAUCCCGAUCGUCCAUAAGAAAUGGAAGUAUGAAGCACUAAAGUUUUACAAUGAUAGCAAAAAAAUCGGUGAUAAGCAGCAUGAGGAGAUAUAUAAAGCACAGCUUGAUAAUAAAUUGGAAGUAGUUUACAGCGAGUUUAAGAAUAUUCAUGAACAAAGAUUUAAAGAAUUAAAAAAGAAAGAAGAUGAAUGCCAUGCUAAAGUUGAGCAAGAAAGGAAAAUAAAGAAACAAGCUGAACAACAACGAGCUAAAUUGGAAGCUGACUUAAAAGCAGCUCAAGAACGAAUGACUCGUGACAUCAAGAGAGCCGCAGAAGAAUCAGAAAGAAAAUUGAAUGAAAUCAGGAAGAAACACGAUGAUGAAUGUGCUGCUAUACAACAACGCUUGGAUGAAGAAAAAAAUUCAUUUGGACAUUAUGCUGGAAAAGUUGUUUCGGGAGCUGGUCUGGUAGUAGCAACGCCUUUUGUUGUUGUUGGUUCAGAGGUUGCAACUGUUUAUUCUAUGGUCAAAGGUGCAAUUCAAGAUGGACGCGAAGGUUUUGAUAAACAAGGCAGAGAAACAUUUGAAGCUACUUUUGGAGCCUUUGGAAAUGCAUGGAAAGAAUGGUGGGAGUCUUAG